Trifolium pratense (red clover) is the source of this 1231-nucleotide messenger RNA. Its product is annotated as beta-carotene hydroxylase 2, chloroplastic-like. Lineage: Eukaryota; Viridiplantae; Streptophyta; Magnoliopsida; Fabales; Fabaceae. Gene Ontology annotation, cellular component: chloroplast. Gene Ontology annotation, biological process: carotene metabolic process; xanthophyll biosynthetic process. Bases 129 to 1055 code for a protein of 308 amino acids. The record is from RefSeq and is a predicted model, not a curated record. The transcript has 7 exons. Gene Ontology annotation, molecular function: iron ion binding; beta-carotene 3-hydroxylase activity.
AUCCCAUUGGCGUGUCUCACACUUUCAUUCAUUUCCCACACACACAUCUCUCUCUAUCUAUCUCUCUCAAACAAAAACAAAAACAAAAACAACCUUAAAACUGUUUCAUCGUACAACUCGAUCAAUCCAUGGCGGCAGAACUUUCCACCGCCACAACCUUAAAACCCUACAAACUCCCCCAAACCUUAACUUCCCCUAAAACAACCUCAACACUGUUGUUCUUCACCCCUUUAAGAGACUUCCGUCAUAGCAAAAUCCUUCAAACACAAACAAGAACAACAACUAAGAAGCGCUUCACCGUUUGUGUUAUCACGGAUGAUCCAAAAAACAGUACCCAAAUUAAAACAGAGGAAAACUCAGAACCUCCCAUUAAUAAAACCAACCCUCAUUUUUUAGUUACACAAAAAUUGGCUAGAAAAAAGUCACAAAGGUUCACUUACCUUGUUGCUGCUGUAAUGUCUAGCUUUGGUGUUACCUCUAUGGCAAUUUUAGCUGUUUAUUAUAGAUUCUCAUGGCAAAUGGAGGGUGGUGGAGAGGUUCCUUGGUCUGAAAUGUUUGGUACAUUUGCCCUCUCAGUGGGUGCUGCUGUGGGUAUGGAGUUUUGGGCAAGAUGGGCUCAUAAGGUUCUAUGGCAUGCUUCCUUGUGGCAUAUGCACGAGUCACACCAUCGACCAAGAGAAGGUCCAUUUGAGCUUAAUGAUGUUUUUGCAAUAAUUAAUGCUGUCCCUGCAAUUGCACUUCUCUCAUUCGGUUUUUUUAACAAGGGAUUGCUUCCUGGACUCUGUUUUGGUGCAGGUCUUGGAAUUACAGUGUUUGGGAUUGCAUACAUGUUUGUCCAUGAUGGAUUGGUUCAUAAGAGAUUCCCUGUGGGUCCCAUUGCCAACGUGCCUUAUUUCACAAGAGUUGCUGCUGCUCAUCAACUCCACCAUUCGGACAAAUUCAAAGGGGUGCCAUAUGGGCUCUUUUUAGGACCAAAGGAAGUUGAAGAAGUGGGAGGGUUGGAAGAGCUAGAGAAAGAGAUAAGUAGAAGAACAAGAUCAUAUACCGGCUCAUGAAUCAUAUGACAAAACAACUAGUACUAGAACUGUUUUAUAGAAUUGUUAGUGUGGAGAGCAAUUCGAUUCGAUUAAUGAAUGAAAUGAUUUGAAUGUGUAGCCUUGUACAGUUUUAGUAAUAAUAGUACAUGGCAUCACUGCAGGAUAAGAGAAUAAAAACAAAAGUUACAGAUAAA